This is a messenger RNA of Papilio polytes (common Mormon), 3041 nucleotides long. RefSeq names its product ATP-dependent RNA helicase dbp2-like. Gene Ontology annotation, cellular component: cytoplasm; ribonucleoprotein complex; nucleus. The coding region runs from base 184 to 2199 and encodes 671 amino acids. The record is from RefSeq and is a predicted model, not a curated record. Gene Ontology annotation, molecular function: RNA binding; ATP binding; RNA helicase activity. The transcript has 11 exons. NCBI's taxonomy places the organism in Eukaryota, Metazoa, Arthropoda, Insecta, Lepidoptera, Papilionidae.
UUAAAAAAUAUGGCGGCUAUUAGUAACUUUUAUUAAAAUUAUAAGCUUCGCCAAAUAAUCCUAUUGUUAUUGUAAGAAAUUAGUUAAAACAAUAUACAAGUAGUAUAAAAUUUUGACUAGAUAUUAGUGACUUCAAAAUAAGUAAGCCGAACUGUGAUUUAAGUUCUCUAUACAACUAUAAAAAUGUAUGAUGAUAGACGUGGUGGGCGCGGAGGAGGACGUGGAAUGAGCCGUGGCCGCGGUGGUGGUCGGGGAGGGUCCCGUGGCGGCCGGUCUAGUGAUAGAUCAGAGGAGAGAGGCAGCCGCUUCGGGUCCAGCAUGCGCGGCCGAGACGGAGGCAGAGGAGGAAGAGGAUUUGGAGGCCGAGGGGGCGGUCGCGACGAUUUCAGAAGCUUUAAGAACGAUCAGCCCGGCGGCAACUUACGGAAAAUACGCUGGGAAUCGAUUACACUGACGCCGUUCCAGAAAAACUUCUAUAUUCCCCAUCCGAAUGUUCAGAGGCGUUCGCCUACUGAAAUUGAGGCAUAUCGUAGCGAGAAUCAAAUAACAGUUAAAGGUCGCGAUGUCCCGGCACCCAGUAUGUAUUUUGAAGAAGGAGGUUUCCCAGAUUAUGCUAUGAAAGAGAUUUUAAAGCAAGGUUUCCCGCAUCCAACUCCUAUCCAAGCGCAAGGAUGGCCUAUAGCUCUGUCAGGACGGGAUUUAGUGGGGAUUGCUCAGACCGGGUCAGGGAAAACAUUGGCAUACAUUUUGCCAGCUAUUGUGCAUAUUAUCAAUCAGCCCAGGCUGCUGAGAGAUGAGGGGCCAAUUGUGUUAGUGUUGGCACCUACUAGGGAGCUUGCACAACAGAUUCAACAGGCUCUGAUUGCAAUGAACGGGUCCGCUGCCAACAUGACGGAUCCCAACGACUGUGACAUAGUGGCAACAGAUUUUGGACAGAAUGUUCAAGUUCGGAACACUUGUAUAUUUGGAGGUGCUCCAAAAGGGCCGCAGGGUCGGUCGCUGGAGCGCGGCGUGGAGAUAGUUAUUGCUACACCUGGAAGGCUGAUUGAUUUCUUGGAAAAAGAUACGACGAACUUACGUCGUUGCACAUAUCUUGUGCUAGAUGAGGCUGACAGGAUGUUGGAUAUGGGUUUUGAGCCUCAGAUCAGAAAGAUCAUUGAACAAAUACGUCCAGACAGACAGGUACUAAUGUGGUCAGCAACUUGGCCCAAAGAGGUGCAGAACCUAGCUGAGGAGUUCCUCCAUGAUUACAUCCAGAUCAACAUUGGCUCGCUUUCUCUUUCUGCCAACCACAAUAUCCUGCAGAUUGUGGAUGUCUGCGAGGAGUGGGAGAAGAAUGAGAAGUUACUGACGCUGCUCAAUGAAAUAUCCUCGGAAGAGGAGACUAAAACUAUUAUAUUUGCGGAGACAAAGCGAAAGGUGGAUGAUAUAACAAAAACAAUAAACCGCGCCGGGUGGCGAGCGCUAGCUAUCCACGGGGACAAGAACCAACAAGACCGGGAUUACGUGCUCAGUCAGUUCCGUAUGUCAACUGGAGGUAUCCUGGUUGCCACUGACGUUGCAGCUCGGGGACUCGAUGUGGAGGACGUGAAGUUUGUGAUAAACUACGACUACCCGAACAACUCCGAGGACUACGUGCACCGCAUCGGCCGCACCGGCCGCUCGCAGAACACCGGCACUGCCUACACUCUCUUCACACCCUCCAACUCCGCCAAGGCAAAGGACCUGAUGUGCGUACUGCAGGAGGCCAACCAGGUGGUCAACCCUCGGCUGCUGGAGCUGGCGCAGUGCGGAAUGGGAUUCAAGGGGAAAUACGGUCGCAAUCGUUUCCGUGACCGUGACGACAGCGAGCGCGGCCGCUCCGACCGCGGCAGGGGACGUGGUCGCGGCAGGUUCUCUGACAGAGGUUCACGUUGGGACGAGAACAGUUCAAACAGUUACAGCCAGAGCUUCAGCCGCACCGAGGGUUAUAACACGCGAAAUUCUGAAACACGACAGUUUUCCAACCGAGAGGGAAGUGGGUUCAAUCGAGAGGGAAGUGGUUUCAACCGAGAGGGAAGUGGGUCCUUCAGGGGCCGCGGAAGUAGGGGCAGGGGACGCGGUUUCAACGAUCAAAGUUACCAGAAUCAAAGUUUUAGCGUCCCUCCGCCGACUUCUUAUUAUAAUAUGUACUCGCAGCCGCCGCCGCCCCCUAAAUAAUUCUGCAUUUUAUAACCAUCCCUUACAUUAUCUUUAAUUAUAUAGAGAUAGCAAUAUGUUUGUUGGCUGAAAUAUGCCAAAGUAAAUUUGUAGACAAAAAGAAUUAUAAUUCGUCCCCGCGUAGUUUCAAGUAAACAUGAGUAGGAUAUAUUUGUAUUUUUGUAUGUAACUAAUAAAUUCGAUAACUACUGGUCCGAUUUUAAGUAUUACUUUGCUAUUAAAAAGUUACAUUGUCAAUGAGCGAUAUAGGCUAUUACUAGAAUGUUUAAUUCUACCCGACAUCGUGUUUUAAAGCGAGUAAUUAUAUCACAUGUUACUCAGUAUUAAUGUAGUUUUUUAAUGGUGACAGAAUUUUUAAAAUCCGCCAAGUAGUUUUUGAGUUUAUUAGUUACAUACAAAUAUAAUUUUCUGUUUAUGAUAUUAGUAUAGAUAAAUUUACUUACAUACAUGAAAUAGUCAGUUAUUUUUAUGAUACCUUUUUAUAGGUAUUAGAAAAUACAGUAGUUUUAUUGUAACUAAAAUACGCAAUUAAUUCUCUUUUGUGUACAUGUAGAUAAGUUAAAAGAUAUAAAUUAACUUUUGUCUACGAAUUUCAUUGCAUUUUAAUAUAGAAUUAUGCUAUGAAGUUGUUAGUUGAUUCAGCUAUGAGCUGGCAUAUAAUUGGACAAUUUUAAUAUAGUAAAUAGUAAAAAUCCAUCACCGCUUAUAGUUUAAAGCACCUCUAGUAUUUUUAACCAACUUCCAAAAGGAGGUUCUCAAUUUGCCCGUGUUUUUAUAUAUUUUUAACUGCAUAUCUUCACCUGGUCAUCAAUUUUCAAUUUUUUUACAAAAACCAAAAAAUU